UGAAAGCGUCGAUCUCAUAAAUAUACCUACGUAUAAUUAUACAUAUGUGAGCAUGCGCAUAUUUGUAUGAAUGUGGAAUUUUUUUAUCAAAUAAGAUAUCAAAGAAUAUAACUACGAACGAAGAAAUUAUUAGAAGCUUCUCGAAAUCAUAGUUUGGGACGAUAUGCAGGAUCGUCGGACUGGACUGCUGAGAAAUAGCUACUCGACUGUAGCUGAUGAACUUUUUUUAUACUACUGGCCAAUGAUGCAUGAAUAGUAUACUUAAAGCUGGUGUAAUUACGACAGUAGUUUCGAUAAUCUUAAAUUAUCUUGUUCCAGUGAAAAUAUAACCUCACAUUUACUAGGAUCUAUGUGCCUUAAAUGCCUUCCAGUGUAUCACCUCACACAAAGUGUCACCUCAUCUGACACAAAAUAUAAAUUGCGUUCUUUACUAUUAUAACAUAUUUGUAUAGCCAUUAUCAAUGAAAACCAUCUUUUAAUUGCAUAAUUGAUUUCUAUACUGUUGAUAUAUAUUCCUAUGUCGAUGUUCACAGUAUUGCUCAUCGUAUAUCGUCAGUGGCAUCUUUAUGACAUCUUUAUCUUUUUAAGCAUAGAUACAGAUCUUAAAUAAAGAUGACAUCUUUGUCUUUUUUCUUAAACGUUGUCCACAAGACAACGAAAUUUUACUUAUAUACAAUUUGCAAAGUUAGUGAAUCUUAACUUUGCAUUGCUAGUGACGGUUCUUAUGUUAUUUACUUAGUUAAUUGUUUUGUGGUAUUUGUGGUUCCUGAAGAAAGAAUACGUUGUUAAAUCAAAAGCAAAUUGCUUUAUCGAAAGUGUGUAAUGGGUGAUCUUUCUAUUCGUGGAUCAACUAUGCAGAAUUUUGAUGAUCUUGAUAUAGAAGGGCGCAAUCCUUCUCAUCUUUCAGAAGAAGAUAAGGAAAAGGAAGAACAUGAUCGGAAACGUUUAAUGCGAAGCAGUGUAACUGCUGAAGAUGGCACUCUCAGACCUGUGUAUUCCAAAACCGAUGAUGGUGACAUAUGGUGUCACAUAUGUAACAUUGCUCUGUUUGGAGCACAUAAGUUGAUAAGUCAUAAUUCGUGUAAUCGUCAUAAAAUUAAGUUGGACGAAUGGCCAUAUCCCGUGUUACUAUGGUCGAAACGUUCUGAUAUCGCGAAAGCAACUGCUCCUGUUCAAUCGACUGCUAUUACGGAUGCUUUAGCACCAGGUGAGCCAGUACCACCAGGAAUGGAAGAUCAAUUAACAAGAACGACGACGAUCCAAGUGAGUUUAGAUCGCCAUAGAAGUUCUCCGCUUGUUGGUCUUGAAUAUUUACUUGAACUUGUGGACAAUGAUUCCUGCGAACCCAGUUAUACUUGUGUUUUGUGUGAUAAACGUGGUGAUCCACGGACUGUGAUGGCUCAUAUUACCAGUUACAAUCAUCGGAUAACAUAUUUGAAUAGACAUUUUCCAACAAUAUCGCGAGCUAUUACAGAAUUACCGCGUACUCCUAAUUACAAACGUGGAGCCAACGAAAUAUCAGUGUUAGCAGCAAAAAAAAUUGAAGAACGAUUUGGAAGACUACAGCCACAAUUAGUAGACAAGAAUCAAUUUGAAAAAAAUAAAAUGCAAUAUAUCAAAAGGGUAUAUCAAGACUAUCAUUUUAGGGAAACACCUGAGUUAACAUUAAUGGAAGUUUACGAUGUGAGAUGGGUGACAAACUUUGAAGAAAAGAUGGCUGAAAUUGCUGGUAAUAAUAGUAAUAAGAAAGAUUCUCAAUCACCUGAAGAGAAAACAGAUGGCAAAUUUAAAAAGGAAGAGAAGAAACAAGAAAAAUCAUCUCCGAAGAAAACAGAAUCUAAACAAGAUGUUACAAAAUCGGUUUUCAAGAUACGAAUUCUUACCAAGGACAAAUUAAAUUUACGUAAGCCCAGUGAAAAAAACACGGAAAACUUAAAAAACUCUCCUAAACGCCCAUCAGACGAGACGAAAUCCCUAUCAUCACUAUCAAGUAUAUCAAGCAGCCCAUCGCCAUCGCGUUCAAGAUCACGUUCUCCCGUUCGUGAUAGAAGAAGUAGUGUAUCGGACAAGAGUAGCAAAUAUCGUACCAGAUCACGAUAUUCUCGUGAUCGUUCGCGUUCGCGUUCACGUUCGCGUUCUCGAUCACGAUCACGUUCAUUGGAACCACUUCGAGAACGCGAUAAAUGGGACAAGUAUCGGGAACAAAUUAGACGAGCCGAGGAAACACUCGAUCGCGCAUUAAAGUUCCAUGAAAAAAAUCCAGAAAAACAUCCUUCUUAUCCGGACGAGUGGAAAAAAUUCUGGAAUAGACGAUACAAAGAAUUGCAAGCUGAGGGCAAAGACCCGAGCAAACACGAUUUCAAACCUGAAUGGAUCGAAUUUUGGAACAAACGAAUGCGCGAGAUUCAUAAUGAUCAAUUACAACAAAGAAAAGAAGAAAUAAGAAAACGAUUGGAAUUAUCAGAAGAGAAGCCUCCUGAAAAGUGGAUUCCACCUUCAAGUAGACGCGAAAGAUCGCCUCCCUCAAAACGUAGCAGACAUCGUAUUGAGAGUGAUGAUGAAGUCGAAUACGUAGGUACAAAAACAAUAAAAACAGAUUAUUACGAUCGUCACGAUCCACGAGAAAGAGACUAUGUUUAUUCUUCCUAUUCACGAGGAAAAAAUAAUAUGUAUCGUAGUUAUUAUUCUCGGAUUGCACCACGUACGAGACCUAUCCAUUACGCGACACCAUAUCCUGUAAAAGACAAAUCACCAAGUCCACCGCAAAAGGAAGAAGUACUCAGCGAAGAUUUAGAAGUGGUAGGUUUAUUGCGACUUCUGACAGCUCUCGAGGGUCAAUUAGGCUCUCUAGGCCCUAAAAUAGUAUCACUUUUAUCACGGGCAUUAGCUGCUGAAAAAGCAAAGCCCAAUUCCGCUGAAGAAUUGCUUUACGACGAAGAAGUGAGCGUCCUAUUCGAAACGGUUAAAGAGAAACUGAAAGGACAGCUUUUUGCUGGUAUGAUAGAAAAGAUGGCUAUCGCGCCAACGAAGACAGCAAUACAAAACAUAGCGCAAUUAUUACACAAAGCAACUGAAAGUAAGAAAAAAAUGGAAGAGGAAAAGAAGAAAAAACACGAACUUCUUGAAGCAAGUAGAACUAGUAAUUUUGUGAGUGGAAGAACUAUAUAUCCUAGACCCAUAGAAAUGGUUACACCACCAAUUAAUUCCGAGCCAGUUACUGUUCCUGGCGUCGGAACUGUGGAUAAAGUUGCGAUAGCUCAACAAAUCGCUGCUGCUCUCGUUGCACAAGGUAGAUCGAAUGUAUCUCAGGAAGAACUAGAAACAUUAAUUAAUGCGGUAGUUGGUAUGGCAGAAGCAUCGAAACAUUCGGACAAGCCUGUCACCACCGCUGAUUUUGUGAAAGGUUUGGCAAGUGGUGGUACUGGUGUAACUGCCAGUGUUACAAGUGGUAUUACGACUGGAAUUACAGGCACCUUUCAAAGUAGUACAUCGACAUCCACAUCAACUUUAGUAACUUCUACAUUAACCGAUACAGUGGAUCAAGUUUCAAGAAUGGAAAAUUUAUCAGACACAGAUUUAAAGAUGCUUUUACAAAAUUUUAAAGACCUAAGUACCCACGAACAACAUGGUCUUAUAAAUUUCCUUAAAAAGUUAGAAGCUACUGAUCUACCCAGGGUAGAAAAAUUAAGAGCAUUCGUUAAUUUAAGCGUUGUAGUACCUUCUAGCAUAUCGCUAUCAAAAAAAUCACCUACCCCUGAACUGAUUGAAAUGUCAACGAGCAAGACGAAUAGAAAAACCUCGCCAUUCUCUAUACGUAAAGGAAAUCAAAAUCCAUCAGAUGAAGAAAACAAAUGGGUACCUAAGUUAGAUAUGUUUGCUAACGACGAUGAGGAAGAACAACAGCAACAAAAAAAAGAUGAUGAUAAAUCUAAAGUGAAAUUAGAAUUAUCGGAUGAUGACGAUGAUUAUACUUUCGAAGACAUUUACAAAGCAGCUGAUAAAAAUGUGAAUGAAAGUGAGAAAGCAAAAAAAAGGACACGUGUCUUUUCAAAAUCAAUUUCGAAUUCGCCUCGCUCGUGGUCUAGAUCACGUUCGCGUUCGCGUUCACGAUCACCAGCAACGAGAACUUCGGAUAUCACUAAAUCUAAUGAUCCCAAUGCGAUCCUAAACGAAACUAAACGUUUAAUAGCGAAUAUCAUGGGUGACCUUCCAAACAAAUAUGUACCAAAAUCACAUAUAAACUUCGCUAAUGAAAAUUCAGAACAAAGAUCGUCAGGUCCAAAGAUGAUAGAUCAUACUUCAUCGGCGAUAGCUCCGAUGCAAAACUUUUAUAAUCAAAAUUAUGAUGCACCAACUAAUCAGCCACCCCGACCACAAGCUCCACCAUUAACUUAUCCAAACGUUCCUAAUCAACAAUUUCCGAAUUAUCCACCUCAACCGCAAGUUUUUGGUACUAAUCAGAAUUACAUAGACAAUGGUUAUAAUUAUCAAGGAUAUGCUAACAUGAAUAAUCAAAAUCAAUAUGCUCCGUCAACUGUACCACAAAAUCAAUACUCUCCACAGCAAGGAUAUGGUGCUGCUACUGGAUACGGUGGUCCACCGGGUGGUCAUCCAUCCGGAUAUCCUCAACAACAAUCAUCUCAACAACCGCAACAAUCAUAUGGAACAUACGCGCAACAACAACGUUUCUACUAAACACUUCAUUGUAUAGAAUAGUAGCGCGUGUGUCGAUAAAAGAAUGCUAUUAACAAAUUUUAUACAAAUCAUCGAUACUCGAUCAAGACAGUGUCUUUCUAUUCCUAGAUGUUUUUGAAAGUUCUUUCAACUAACUUGGAAUAGAAUUAUGUCAAUCUUUUACAAUGUUUUGUGAUGAAAAUAUCGCAAGUUUUAGUUUCAGAAAACAGAAUAUUAUUAUCCGUAUAUUUAUGUUAAUACGGACACAGAGAUUUUUAUUUUCAACAGAUUUCCAAUUUUGUCCAUUGUAUAAAUAUAAAAAGAAAACAAUGCGUUUUGCCUGCGUUACUACUUUCCGAUGGACACUUCGUUUUUUCUCGUUCUUCGUGGCACCUGCAUUUAAAAUUUUGAAAUAUUCUUAUUAUUACAUUGUUUUUUUUUUUUUCUUAUACAUGUAUCUAUUAAAAUUAUUUUUCUUUUUUUAUCGCUUUAUUCUGUCUGGAGAAAAUCGCGCAAAGACUACUAUCGUUUCAAUGUGGAAAUUGUACAAGAAAAGUGAAUAUGUAUGAAUGAAUGUGUUUCAUAUGACUGUGUAUGUGCUAGAUCGAUACAUCCUACGUGGUAAAAGAGUAAGUAAUAAUGCAGUGUGUUAUAUUGAACUGUGCAAAAUAUAUCUACACAUAUAUAUUUUGCAAAAUAAACGGUAAUUUCAAAAUUAUUAAUUGAAAAAUAUAUAUUUCGCACAUUAAUAAUAUAUAUAUAUAUAUAUAUAUAUAUAUAUAUAUAUAUAUAUAUAUAUAUAUUACUAAUUGCAAUAUGUUAAAAAAAAGAUCUAUAUAUUAUAUUAUCCGAUAAGAUAAGUCGUCCAUUUAAGUUUCAUUUUAUUUCGAUUCUUAUUACUACCAUUUUUUAGACGUUACAGAGAAAGCAGAUAAACAUUGUACUGGAGAAAUCUGAAAAAAUGCUGAUGCCAUAAAAAAAAUAAAAAUUAAUAAAUAAAUGAAUGUUAACAACGUAUCGACAUAAACGCAGCAGCGGAUAAACAAACGACUUGUAAAAAUGUGACAUUUAAAAUGAUUACGAAUAAUGUUGAAAUGGAAUUGAUCGUAAUCAUAUGAAAAGAAUGAUUGUAAGAUGAUGAGAAAAAUACAUAAAAAUGAAUCGUUUA
Vespa crabro (European hornet) is the source of this 5842-nucleotide messenger RNA. RefSeq lists its product as uncharacterized. Lineage: Eukaryota; Metazoa; Arthropoda; Insecta; Hymenoptera; Vespidae. The coding region runs from base 823 to 4695 and encodes 1290 amino acids. The record is from RefSeq and is a predicted model, not a curated record. The transcript has 7 exons.